Messenger RNA from Marchantia polymorpha subsp. ruderalis, 3395 nucleotides. The record is from the annotation of a GenBank genome assembly. Lineage: Eukaryota; Viridiplantae; Streptophyta; Marchantiopsida; Marchantiales; Marchantiaceae.
CUCCGUGACUGCUUCAGUCCAGAGUCCAGACUGUUCUCGUGUGGGCACUAGUCACUAUCUGCUGCUGCUGCUGCUAUUGAUACUGAAUCCGCAGCCAUCAAAGUGGAGAGGUGCAGAAGAGUGCAUGGCCAGCCAGCGAGCCAGCCAGAAAGCCAGAAUCGUGCCUGCUGUCUGUUGCCUACUCCGAGAUAAUAUGGCAACUUCACGAUGAUCACGAUUGACACACGCCGGUUUUUUUCCAGUCGGUGUUGUCAACGUCAAAUUCCAAGGCCAGCAGUUGAGACGAUCAUCAUUCUGCCGCAGAUUUAAGAACGAGUCCACAGUACCUACUCGGACUCAGACAUAUUAUUAUUACACCUUCCUCGUAUGGGACUAACCAAGACGAGCUCGUUCAGCAGGCGGCGUACUCUGAGACCACCGAGUUAUCAGACUCGUCUUACAAACUCUCUGAAUUCGGACAAAAUCUGUCUGCAUGUUGCAGAGGAAGAUCGAGUUCGUGGAGAUGAGAUGGAACUUUGCUCCGGGUUGGCUUAUUAUUGUUAGGCAGAGGGAGCCAGCGGCGCGAAGCUUGUGCGGCUGAGAAUGUGGCCUUCCAGCUCUCAGCCCCAGGACUCUUCCAACUCUCAACGCUACUACUACUACUACUACUACUACUCCUGCUGCUGCUGCUGCUUGUGCUGCUCACAGCCCAAAUUGCCUUGCAGCCAUGCUGAAGGUUCGGGUGAAAUCUGGAUGACGGCUAGCCCGAGAGAGGAUCGGUUCUGACUGAUCCGCCGCUGCUCUCAUCGGUCCAGACAUCUGCAGGUCCGGGUCCAGCAGCAGAUCCUUCGAUCGAUCGAUCGAUCGAAGGAAGCGAAUUUUGGUGGAGAGGCGAAUUGCGGUCGAUGGUGGGCGAUCGAUCGACGUAGACAGAGAGGGAGAGGGGGAGGGGACGCCAUGGGGGGAAUGAUCCAGCAGAACUGCUGCAAGGAUACGUUCUGGAUGUACAUCGGGGCGAUCGUGGGGCUGCUGGCGUUCUCGGGGCUCAUGUCGGGGCUGACGCUGGGGCUCAUGUCGCUGGGCCUGGUUGACCUGGAGGUGCUGAGGCGGUCGGGCAAGCCCGACGACCGGCGCCACGCGGCGAAGAUUUUGCCCGUGGUAAGGAACCAGCACCUGCUGCUGGUGACGCUGCUGGUGGGCAACGCCAUGGCCAUGGAGGCGCUGCCGCUCUUCCUCGACUCCGUCGUGGACACUUACGUGGCCAUCAUUCUCUCGGUGACUCUGCUGUUGAUGUUCGGCGAGAUCCUGCCGCAGGCUGUCUGCUCGCGCUACGGGCUGGCCGUGGGUGCCGCCGUGGCACCGCUGGUGCGCGUGCUGCUGUUCGUCAUGUUCCCCGUGGCCUUCCCGCUCAGCAAAAUGCUCGACUGGAUGCUGGGCGAGAAGCACGCGCUGCUCUUCGGCCGGGCCGAGCUGCGCACCCUGGUGGACAUGCACAGCCACGCGGCGGGCAACGGUGGCCAGCUCAGCCGCUCCGAGACCAGCAUCAUCUCCGGCGCGCUCCAGCUGGGCGAGAAGACCGCCGGUCACGCCAUGACGCCCCUCGGGCGCACCUUCUCCGUCGACCUCCACUCGCGCCUCGACCGCGCCGCCCUGGCGCGCAUUCUAGCCAGCGGCCACAGCCGCGUCCCGGUCUUCGCCGGCGCGCCGUCCAACCUCGUCGGGCUCGUGCUCGUCAAGAGCCUGCUCUGCGUCGACCGCCCGCGCGACGACGUCCCCGUCGCGGCCCUCGCCAUCCGCCCCAUCCCCCGCGUCGCGGAGGCCACGCCGCUCUACGACCUCCUGCACGAGUUCCUGCAGGGCCGCUCCCACAUGGCCGCCGUGGUUCGGCCCGUCGCCGCCCCAGCUCGCCACCACGUCGUCGCCUUCGACCACGUACCCCAGAAACUCAGUCCCUCCGAAGGUCCGCAACAAGGCCCCGUUCCCAGCCCCGCCGGCGAGGAUGCUCGACAGCAGCGGGAGCACAGUCAUCACGCUCCAGCGACGGGUCUGGCCAAUGGAAGUGUGCCGCGUAGGGUGCAGCCGUGGCCGUCGUGGGCUGAGGAGGACGGCGAAGUGGUGGGGAUCAUAACGCUCGAGGAUGUGCUGGAGGAGAUUCUGCAGGAGGAGAUUUGGGACGAGAAGGACCGGUCCGCCGGGGAGCUUUGCGCCACGGGUAUUCCCGAGGACCGGCCCUGGACACAGAAGCCCGUUCCCGGGCAGGCCUCGGAGCAGCCGUCGACUCCCAAGGACCGAGGCCCGAUGCCGAUGCCGGCAUACCGGUACUCGAUUUCCGCCCCGGGGUCGCCGAAGCGGAAUGCCACCGCCUCGGCUCCGGAUCAGCAGCAGCAGCCUCCGAAGCGGGUGUCGGCGGCUUCGGCUCCGGGCUCCCCGACCCACCACGUUCGGGUGGCCGCAGGCGCCCAGCGCAGCGGGUCGUCGGCCCCCGUGUCUCCGAACGUCGUCUACGUGGCUUCCCGAGGCUCGGCCUGUGUACGGCUCGGGAACCGCGCCUCGGUGGCCGCCGUGAACGAGCCGCCCGUCGCCAUCAACAGCCGGAUCCACAUGCACCGGGUGCUCUUCACGAGCUCGAACGCGCCGUCGAACCCCUCGCGAGAGCUCGAGCGCCCCAAGACGGCGCCGGGCAAUAUGUAGCCAUUGCGCCACAUUGCGCUACCUCGACGACAGACGAGGGACGAUUCUGGAGCAACCGCAAGCGCCGACCUCAACCUCGACCUCUUGCCCGAGCCGUGGAGCGCAGAGCAAAGCGAUCAGCCAGCCAGCCAAGCCCUCCCUCGGACGCUUCUCUUUUCUUCGAAGGAACUAGUGCCUGUCUGCCUGAACGUGAUGGGCCGCAGGGCGAGAUCGACCUCGGGUCGUCGGGUUUGGACGACCGUCGAUGGUGCAUGGCUUGGCAUGCCCCGAUCGAGAGGAUGACAGGUCGAGGGAGCAUGGAGGAAUUUAGCGGUGCCUUCUCCACCGUUGCAGCGUGAUGUUACCCGGAUGAUUUCGAAUUGUGGGCGCAGCGUGUGGCAAAUUUUGCUUCUGCUGGAGGCGGUCUCGGCUUCCCUUCAGCCUUCGGCCUUAGGUGACAGACGUUUAGACACCCUUCAAGCCAGCUUUUAGAUGGGGGUGAGGGCUAAAGACGGCGGCUACUAGAUGGAGCUCGAGGUUGUGCGAGCGAAAGCAGCUGCACUCUUUCAGACCCAAAUGUCUAUGGUUGUUUCCGAUAGUGGACUUCCCUAUCCGCCCUGCCUGACGAGAGAAGGUUCUGGCGGUGUAGGUUUCAGAAGGAUAUGUUUCGUGGCACCUUUACCUGUGAAGAACGGAUUACACGUAUGGACAAUAAGAAGCAAUAAUAUGAUCGUAGCCCUUACGCA